This is a messenger RNA of Apodemus sylvaticus (European woodmouse), 381 nucleotides long. RefSeq names its product pancreatic polypeptide (gene Ppy). Gene Ontology annotation, biological process: feeding behavior; neuropeptide signaling pathway. Gene Ontology annotation, cellular component: extracellular region. Gene Ontology annotation, molecular function: neuropeptide Y receptor binding; neuropeptide hormone activity. NCBI's taxonomy places the organism in Eukaryota, Metazoa, Chordata, Mammalia, Rodentia, Muridae. The record is from RefSeq and is a predicted model, not a curated record.
AUGGCCAUCGCAUACUGCUGCCUCUCCCUGUUUCUCGUAUCCACUUGGGUGGCUCUGCUGCUGCAGCCCCUGCAGGGUGCCUGGGGAGCCCCACUGGAGCCAAUGUACCCAGGGGACUAUGCGACACCGGAGCAGAUGGCUCAAUACGAAACUCAGCUCCGCAAAUACAUCAACACACUGACCAGGCCUAGGUACGGGAAGAGAGAUGAGGAGAACACAGGUGGAUUCCCUGAAUGCAGCUCCCCCCAUGCACCAGUCCCCCGGGAGCUCAGCCCAGAGGACUUGUAGCAUCCCUCCUGUCUCCUGCCCAUGGCUGUAGGACAGUUCUGGUCCAGAGCUUUCCUCUGCAUUCUUGCAACAACCUGCUCCCUUACCAACUAA